UCAGAAGUGGUGAUGCACAGAGUUUCGAGGAAACUUUUACAAGAUUUUGACAGCAUGGCCAUGACUGCAGAUGGCUGCAUACAAUUCACGCGCCAUGCCGGCGACGUCCUGCUCAACUUCAACCGCCUCCGCAGCAGGAACAUCCUGACUGAUGUCACAAUUCAGGUGGAAGGGCAGCAGUUUCAUGCUCACAAGGCCAUCUUGGUGGCUUGCAGUGGUUUCUUUUAUUCUGUGUUCAUGGAUCCUGAGAACACAAACCUUAGUGCCAUCAGCUUAGACCCCAAAGUGGAUCCAAAGAGUUUCUCCAUCUUGCUGGACUUUAUGUACACAUCUUGUCUGAACCUGAAAGACAGUCUGGUGGUUGGUACCAUGAACGCAGCCCUCUACCUCCAGAUGGAACAUGUGGCUGACACCUGUCACAGGUUCAUCAAGUCCAGGCAUCAGUCUCUGAAUAUGCAGAAUGAAGAGGUACAGAUCAGCUCGGUACAUCUGACUGAGGAAAACUCUGCUUCGAGGCUUGUCGAUGUAAAAGAGCCAGACUUAAGAAACAACCACACAUCGACCUCAUCGUCUCUGCAGGAGUACAGAGGCUACAUCCCCAAUAUUUUCAGGGGCAUCAACACCUCUGGCUCCUACCAUGUGUAUGGUGACCUCCAUAUGCCUGCAGGGAAGUUGGAAGGUUCUCAUAAGAUCAGCGCCCUUCCCAAAGGAGGGGCUCUGUCCCAGCAACGAUGCUCGCAGGUACCCAACACCAACAUGGCUCACAAUGAGUCUAUCAUCUCCCACCCUGUGCCAUCCCACCCCAGUUUCCCCACUGCUAUUAUUCGAGCAGCAGGAGCCCAUGGUAGCCCUCAGGGGCCUGCUGCCCCCAUGGAGGAAGACAGCAUUCAGCACCCACAAACCAGCUGCCUUAGACUGUCUCCAGGUUUUAGCAAAGGUGUAAUAUGUAGCCCUCAAAGCCCCCUCAGAUCUGACUGCCAGCCCAACUCACCCACAGAGUCCAGCAGCAGCAGAAACGCAGCCCUAAGCCUCAAACAACCCUCAGACUGCCCCAAAGAUGCCAAGGCCCGCAACUGGAAGAAGUACAAGUUCAUUGUUAUGAACCAAACUCCUCAUGAGGAUGAAAAGGAGCUUCAUAGAUGCGGCGCUGAAACCGGAUCCCCCACACUGAGCCCCUGUAGGAGUGGUGGAGUGGGGGGAUACAAUGAAGUCCAGAGUGACGAUGGAGCCAACGAACAAAGAGAAGAAAUGCCCAUGACUGUUGACAUUUGCAGCAGCACCUGCAGCAGCAGCCAUCGCAGAUGCUCCUCCUGUGGCUGUGACAGCCCUCAGUGUCUGGAUGCCGGUCACCUUUCACCAGACUCAUACAGCAGAGACGACACCAACAAACUACACUCAGAGUAUUCCUCCUCCAGCUGUGACAACACCUUCUUCUGCAGCGGUUGUGAUUCCAAAUUCACAGAGGAAGAUUCCCUGAAAGACCAUAUGGUCCAGGUCCACAGUGACAAGCCAUACAAGUGUGACUGCUGCCAGGCCGCCUUCCGCUACAAGGGAAACUUGGCCAGCCACAAGACCGUUCACACAGGUGCAAAGCCGUACCGUUGCAACAUCUGCGGUGCUCAGUUCAACCGACCAGCCAACCUCAAGACCCAUACCCGCAUCCACUCUGGAGAGAAGCCAUACAAGUGUGAGACAUGCGGCUCCAGAUUUGUCCAGGUGGCCCAUCUUCGCGCCCAUGUGUUGAUUCACACAGGAGAAAAGCCGUACCCAUGUGAGAUCUGUGGAACGCACUUCCGCCACCUUCAGACGCUCAAGAGCCACAUGCGCAUUCAUACCGGAGAGAAGCCUUAUCAUUGUGAAAAAUGUGACCUCCACUUCAGGCACAAGAGUCAGCUAAGACUCCAUCUCCGACAGAAGCACGGCGCCGUCACUAACACCAAGGCUCAGUAUCGCAGGACUCCCAGCAACCUCAUGGCAGGCCUGGUGAACUCCUGCUGAGCCUGCCGCAGUCCUGUCACGUGUCAUUUUCUUUUUGCGUUUGCCACCAUGCUGUCAAAAGAUCUUUUUAUUUUUUCUAAAUACGAACAGAAACAUAAAUAUUAUAUAUAUUUGCCCUUUAUGCAUUUGUAAAUGGUGCACAUUACUUGAUGUAAGCUCUUUGGUAUUUCAAAGAUUGUAGAAGUUUAAGCUUUUCGUUAUGAAUGUCUAACAACAGAAUGUACAUUUUGAAUGUGAAUCUGAACAGGUAUUUCUCUAUUUCAUCCCUCAGCAGAAUGUCAGCAUUGAAGGACAGUCCUCUUUCUCUUUGAUUGAGAAUCACUGUUACAUUUUUGUUUCGGAUAUUGGUAUGAAUUUGCCCGCUUAUGUGGUAACAUGUAGUCCUUUGAAAUAGCUGUUUUUGUAAAUAAGAUAAUAUAUAUUUUCAGAUUGCCAUCUGCUGGCAGAGUACGACUAUAUUCACAUUACAUUUGUUUUUCUUAUGUGCAGUGAGCUUCACUGGUUGUUAGUCAUACAAGGGCUUUGCCAUUUUGUCAUGUCAUAGAUUUUGUGGUACGUAUUGUCCGUAUAUGUACAGAUUGUCAUUCAUUUAAACGUUGUACAUAUUUUCUUUUUUUUUUGUUUCUCAAUUUUGAGGCUCCUGUUGGUAUUUUGCACAUACUAGUAAUGCUGUAAUUCAUAUAUUUUCAUACUUUUCAUUCAAGUAUUUCUUAAAAUGUUUCUCAACAUGUUGAAACAGUUUGUUAAACCCUGUGCCCAGCACUUGCUGUAUUCUUAUUUAUAUUCAGACUUUUCUUUGCUGUAUUCUAUCACAUUUGGUGCUGCAAUGAUCCAGUUUUCCCAGUGGGAUCAUUCAAUUUGGAUCGUAUUUUAUCUAACCUUGUGUAUUAUGUACGAACCAGUAUACUCAUAGUGCCUUACAUUCACAUUUUUCUAUUGGCUGUCCUCUCAGACUAACUAUUAAUUCAUUAUAAGUUUGUCAAUAUGAAAGCCCCUGUACUUAUGAACUGCUUUUGUGAUGCAUUUCACAGUUGGUACAUUGCCCUAUUGUCAUGUGUAUGCAUGUCAGAUGGUGUCGUUUUGAAAGCUGAUCAUUGUUGUGUGUAGCUCUUAAAAAUGCAGAUACACCAGGCCUCAAGCUAAAAACUGCUCAGGAAUAUUAGUAGUAUGUCAGCAAAUGUCUUUGUAACUGCAGUUUAUAUAUAUAUACAUAUGUAUAUAUAUAUAUGACAUGAAAA
Messenger RNA from Scomber japonicus (chub mackerel), 3236 nucleotides. RefSeq names its product BCL6A transcription repressor b (gene bcl6ab). Gene Ontology annotation, biological process: regulation of cytokine production; negative regulation of transcription by RNA polymerase II; regulation of immune system process. The transcript has 9 exons. Gene Ontology annotation, molecular function: protein binding. The record is from RefSeq and is a predicted model, not a curated record. NCBI's taxonomy places the organism in Eukaryota, Metazoa, Chordata, Actinopteri, Scombriformes, Scombridae. The coding region runs from base 13 to 1998 and encodes 661 amino acids.